Molecule: messenger RNA, 1868 nt
Organism: Solea senegalensis (Senegalese sole)
Lineage: Eukaryota; Metazoa; Chordata; Actinopteri; Pleuronectiformes; Soleidae
Gene: agfg2
Product: ArfGAP with FG repeats 2
Exons: 14
Coding region: 240-1730 (496 amino acids)
Molecular function (GO): GTPase activator activity
Source: RefSeq, a predicted model, not a curated record
UAUGCGUGAGUGAGAGUGUGUGUGUGUGUGUGGGGAGCUCACGGAGCUCGCGCUCUCUAACUUGUCGCUCCUCUCUGUGCAGCCAUGCAUUGGGGUUGAAGCCGCAGCGUAAAAGCUCCUCCACAAAUGCAGGCGAGGUGAGGAGCGGCGGGGAGCCAGGAGGAGGGAGGCGUCACCCGGCGGUAACACCGAGCCUCAACCAGCGACGUUUAGAGUAAAAAAAAAAAAUCAAAUUCAAAAUGUCGAACCGAAAACACCGGGACAACCAGGAGAUUUGCGCCCGUAAGGUUCGGGAGCUGGCCCAGUCUGGAGUAAACAAACACUGCUUCGAGUGCAGCCAGCCCGGGGUGACUUACACCGACAUCACGGUGGGAAGCUUCGUGUGCACGUCGUGCUCCGGAAUGCUGAGAGGCCUCAACCCUCCCCACAGAGUCAAGUCUAUCUCCAUGACAACCUUCUCCCAACAGGAAGUGGAAUUCCUGCAGAACCAUGGCAACGAGAUCGGGAGGAGGACGUGGCUGUGCGUGUUUGACCCAAAGACAGACGGCUGCUCCGAUAUGAAGGACUCUCAGAAGUUCAAAGAGUUCCUGCAGGACAAAUAUGAGAAGAAGAAAUGGCAUUUUUCCAAAAGCAAAAACCGGCGGGAUGUGGAGGGUCCAUGGAGCCCAGGGGUCCAGGCCAUGCCGCCCUCCCUUGGUCCCUUAGCCAAUCAGGCCCCCGCCCACAACAUGCCCUCUAAUGCACGGUCCACAAGGCCACUGUCCCAGGCUCAGCUGCCGCCGUGGGAUCGAGUGCCCGCGAUCUCACCUGCCGACAUGCGUGCGGAUGUGUUCACCGCUCGGCCGUCGCGUUCCCAGAGCUUCAGAGACCCCCCUCUGAAAGACCCCACACUGUGUGGGAUAGAAAGACAGAGGCCAGGCUCCCUGUCGUCAGCGCUGGGGGCUCAGAGCCACGCCCCCUCCUUUCCCGCCCUCCCACGACCAUCAGCCAGUAGCUCUUUCAAAAACCACUUUACCUUAGGUCGUACAGUAUCGGCCUCAGGGGCCACGGGGCCCUUCAGGGCCUUCCCCAAGUCUCUCAGCGUGGACUUUGGAGGUCUGAACCAUCCUCAGCCUCUGCCCCAGUCUCUGUCCCAGCAGCAGCAGCAGCAGCAGCAGCAGCAGCAGCAGCCUGCCAGCGUCGGCCAGACGAUACCACAGGUCAGCAGCUCCGGUGGCCAGGACAGGUAUGCUGCCGUGUCACAUCUGGACAGCGUCUUCUCCGACACACCGUCAACCACAGCUCCACCUGCUGGCCCUCCACAGUACAGCGCCAUCUUCGGCAGCAGGCUUUCAUCCAGCUCUACUCCUGCCAGCUCCCCAGGUGUCGAUACGGUGUCCAGUUCCCAAACCUUUUCAAAUUUCCCCAACCCAUUCAGUUCCAGCUCCAGCUCUGCUUCCCAGCAGCCUGUCGCCCUCUCCCCCAGUAACCCCUUCAGCAACGCCUCAGGAGGUGACUCCAGUGCGUUCGUCACCUCGCCCACUUCUGUUUUCCCUCCAUCUGCUGCCUUCCCUGCGCCUGCUACCCACUGUGCAUUUCCUCACGAGGCAGCCAGCAACCAGGAAGCCAACGGUUUUGCCUCCUUCCCUGCGUCUGACUCUCAGCCCAAAGUCCCACGUCCGAUGUCGGUGAACCCGUUUACUGGAAAUGUUUACCCCAGCCAAGGGACGUCGCGAAAUCCCUUCAUCUGAUCCCCACACCACCACCUCCUCCUCCUCCUCCUCCUCUCCUUACUUCACCCACCCGUCCCUCCGUGGGAGCCGGGGGAAGUGAACUUGAGGAGUCGCUGCCAUUUCAAAGCCUCUGGAGUAUUUUCAUCCCCUGAUGGA